Molecule: messenger RNA, 2202 nt
Organism: Erythranthe guttata (spotted monkey flower)
Lineage: Eukaryota; Viridiplantae; Streptophyta; Magnoliopsida; Lamiales; Phrymaceae
Product: putative E3 ubiquitin-protein ligase ARI7
Biological process (GO): protein ubiquitination
Molecular function (GO): zinc ion binding; ubiquitin-protein transferase activity
Source: RefSeq, a predicted model, not a curated record
CAACGAAGUUUGUACAUUCUCUUUUGCAGUUUCGUCAAUCAUAAAAAGCAAGGAAUCGCCUCCAUUGCUCCAUUUCAUUUCUCUCCUUUCUCUCUCCUCUCUUUCUCUCUCUCUCUAGGUAGGUGAUAGCUGAAUUAUCAGAUAUUUAGAAUUAUACAUACACCAAUUUAUAUCUAUACACACACACACACACACACACACACACACACACACACACACAGAGUUAUGGACUCGGAGGACGAGACGGUGGGGGCGAUGACGGAAGAUUCAAACGACGACGAAGAAUCAUACGGCGGCGGAGGCGAUGAGGACGAUUCCGACCUGGAUGACGUCAUCAUGGAGUACGAUGGGUUUAUGGAUUUCGACUCCGACGAUUCCGAUGAGCCCUCCUCCACUUUCCACCACCACUACACUCGAUCGCAGAACUACACCGUUUUGAACGAAGAUGAUAUACGGCAGUGUCAAGAGGAUGAUAUAACGAAGAUAUCCAUGGUUCUCUCAAUUUCAAGAGUUGCUGCUGGCGUGUUGCUCCGCCAUUAUAACUGGAGUGUUAGUAAAGUGAAUGAUGAAUGGUUUGCUGAUGAAGGAAAGGUCCGCAAAACUGUUGGUUUACUGGAGAACGACACUCCCCUUCCUGAUGCUAAAGAGUUAACUUGUGGAAUCUGUUUCGAAACUUAUCCUCGUGAUAGGAUGAGUUCUGCUGCAUGUGGCCAUCCUUUCUGUGUUUUGUGUUGGCAAGGGUAUAUUAGUACAUCCAUUAAUGAUGGGCCAGGGUGUUUAAUGUUGCGCUGUCCUGAUCCAUCAUGUAAUGCUGCUAUUGGACAGGAUAUGGUGACUAAUUUGGCUUCUAAUGAUGAUAAAGAGAAAUAUAACCGCUACUUUUUAAGAUCAUUUGUUGAAGAUAAUAGGAAGACAAAGUGGUGUCCUGCACCAGGCUGUGAUUAUGCUGUGGAUUUUAUUGUUGGUGGUGGAAGCUAUGAUGUCACCUGCGGUUGCUCUCACAGUUUUUGCUGGAGUUGUUCGGAGGAAGCCCAUCGCCCAGUUGAUUGUGGAACCGUGUCUAAGUGGAUAUUGAAGAACACUGCUGAGUCUGAGAAUAUGAAUUGGAUAUUGGCCAACUCAAAACCUUGUCCGAAGUGCAAGCGACCAAUUGAGAAGAAUCAAGGCUGCAUGCAUAUCACGUGCACGCCACCUUGUAAAUUCGAGUUUUGCUGGCUGUGUCUUGGUGCAUGGUCAGAACAUGGUGAAAGAACUGGUGGAUUUUAUGCAUGCAACCGUUAUGAAGCUGCCAAGCGAGAAGGAGCGUUGGAUGAUGCUGAAAAACGAAGAGAGAUGGCUAAGAAUUCUCUAGAAAGAUAUACACAUUACUAUGAAAGAUGGGCUACAAACCAGUCGUCGAGGCAACGAGCACUCGAAAAUCUACACCAAAUGCAAACAGUACAUAUUGAAAAGCUGAGUGAGAUACAGUGUCAACCCGAAUCUCAGCUAAAGUUCAUUAUAGAGGCCUGGCUACAGAUUGUUGAAUGCAGAAGGGUUUUAAAAUGGACAUAUGCAUAUGGAUAUUAUCUACACGAGCUCGAACAUGCUAAGAAGCAGUUCUUUGAGUAUCUGCAAGGUGAGGCAGAGUCUGGUUUAGAACGGCUUCAUCAAUGUGCAGAGAAGGAAUUUCAAGGGUACCUCAAUUCCGGGGGUCCUUCGGAAAACUUCAAUGAGUUCCGCACUAAGUUAGCCGGAUUGACCAGUGUGACGAAGAAUUACUUUGAGAACCUUGUCCAAGCAUUAGAAAAUGGUCUAUCGGAUGUAGACUCGCACGCAGUAACAAGCAAGGCGAGUGGAUCAAAGAAUCCAGGUGGCAGUAAUAAAGGAAGAGGGAGUAAGAGCAAAGGAGGAGGUACAACCACAUCGAGAUUAAUCGGACCUUCUAGAAACAUAGAUGAUUCUGGUCACUGGUCUUGCGAUUACUGCACCUAUGCCAACGUUCGAUCAGCCAACGUAUGCGGUAUGUGCCAUCAGACCCGUUGAAUAGAAUUCGGUUCGUUCGGGUCGACCCGUUUUCUUCAACGUUGUUGUAACAUGUAAUGUAUUCAACAUAUAUAUUUAUAUAUGAAUUUCACCUUGUAUAUUAUUUUUAGCUUUGUAUUAAUUGUUUGUUGUAUUAUUAUUUGGGAUGAAUAAAUGAUGUUGUUCAUCUGUUUUAUUUGA